Messenger RNA from Phragmites australis (common reed), 1481 nucleotides. RefSeq names its product serine/threonine-protein phosphatase PP2A-1 catalytic subunit. The coding region runs from base 274 to 1194 and encodes 306 amino acids. The record is from RefSeq and is a predicted model, not a curated record. Gene Ontology annotation, molecular function: protein serine/threonine phosphatase activity. NCBI's taxonomy places the organism in Eukaryota, Viridiplantae, Streptophyta, Magnoliopsida, Poales, Poaceae. Gene Ontology annotation, cellular component: cytosol. Gene Ontology annotation, biological process: peptidyl-serine dephosphorylation; mitotic cell cycle. The transcript has 6 exons.
AUACCAAGACAGCGAGGAAAAGGAAAAAAAAAAAAAAUCCCCCAUCUCACGAACAAACACCGCGAAGCGAGAGCAGAAAUGGAGGCAUGAGCACCUCCUCCCACCGCUCCACCUCCGCCCUUCUGAUCCCCUCGAAACCCUCGCUGCCCGAGCCCCAUCAUCGAGGGCGGGCUUGCCGGGACCCUUGCUCCUCCUCGGCUGCUGCGGCUGCUUCGGCGGAGUGAACUAGGUAAGGGAAAAGGGAAGGUGAGGUAGAGCGGAGGGGCAGCGGCGAUGCCGUCGCACGCGGAUCUGGACCGGCAGAUCUCGCAGCUGCGGGAGUGCAAGUUCCUGGCGGAGGCGGAGGUGAAGGGACUCUGCGAGCAGGCGAAGGCGAUCCUCAUGGAGGAGUGGAACGUGCAGCCCGUGCGCUGCCCCGUCACCGUCUGCGGCGACAUCCACGGCCAGUUCUACGACCUCAUCGAGCUCUUCCGCAUCGGUGGGGAUGCGCCUGACACCAACUACCUCUUCAUGGGCGACUACGUCGACCGUGGCUACUACUCAGUGGAGACUGUGACAUUGUUAGUGGCUCUUAAAGUACGUUAUAGAGACAGAAUCACAAUAUUGAGAGGAAAUCAUGAGAGCAGACAAAUAACUCAAGUGUAUGGCUUCUAUGAUGAAUGCCUACGGAAGUACGGAAAUGCAAAUGUAUGGAAGUAUUUCACGGACUUGUUUGAUUAUUUGCCUCUCACAGCUCUUAUAGAAAACCAGAUCUUUUGCCUACAUGGUGGUCUCUCUCCAUCACUGGAUACAUUGGAUAAUAUCCGUGCUCUUGAUCGCAUACAAGAGGUCCCGCAUGAAGGACCAAUGUGUGAUCUUUUGUGGUCUGAUCCAGAUGACCGAUGUGGGUGGGGAAUUUCACCAAGAGGGGCAGGCUACACAUUUGGGCAAGAUAUCGCACAGCAAUUUAACCAUACAAACGGACUUAGUCUUAUUUCAAGGGCUCAUCAACUUGUAAUGGAAGGGUUCAAUUGGUGCCAGGAUAAGAACGUUGUCACAGUGUUCAGCGCGCCAAACUACUGUUAUCGUUGUGGUAAUAUGGCUGCAAUUCUCGAAAUCGGAGAGAAUAUGGACCAGAACUUCCUCCAAUUUGACCCAGCGCCACGGCAAAUCGAGCCGGACACAACACGCAAGACCCCGGACUACUUUCUGUAAUCUCUGUGUCGACUCCUUUUUAACUUUGCCGCUGUUGAUGCCCCUCUCCUCUAUCGCACCGCCUGGGCCUGUAGAGCUGUCCUUAGAACAUGUGUUUCCUUGAGCCGCGUUGUACCCCCACCGGUCAUUCUUUCGUGUGGAGAUUUUGCUGCUGCUUCUCGGAACUUCAUAGAGCAUGUUAAACGUACAUGGUGUUGGGAUUUUCUUUUUCUUUGUACCUCUAUUUUGUAUUAUUCUGAGACAAAAGAGAAGAGAAGCUGCAAUGGAAUUGUUUCGUAUUAUAUUUU